Micropterus salmoides (largemouth bass) is the source of this 846-nucleotide messenger RNA. RefSeq lists its product as uncharacterized. The transcript has 5 exons. The record is from RefSeq and is a predicted model, not a curated record. Lineage: Eukaryota; Metazoa; Chordata; Actinopteri; Centrarchiformes; Centrarchidae. The coding region runs from base 232 to 846 and encodes 204 amino acids.
UUCAGAAUGGGCUGUCAAGCUCCAAUCUUGUCAUCCAAUCCUGGCAUUUGAAGGUCCAAUGUCGGAGGUGUCGGAGGCCAAUCGCUCAACGGGAUAUCCAAUGUGACAUUGGAUGGCGCCCAAUCACUGCGCGGGAUGACAUUGGACGUCACCUAUCGCUGCGCUUCUUUCCAUACCCUCCGCCAGUGACUGACAUCGCCGGCGAAACGGCUUCUAACAACUCUGUCAGAAAUGAGCAUCAAACCUAAGAGCCACAAGGCCAUGGGAGAUGGCGAGUGGAUGUCGAGGCUGAGGGCAUUUGCCACCACUGGCCUUUGGCCUUCAGGAGGUAAUAAACCAGCCCCAAGGCAACGGAAGUGGUAUGACCUCUACCAGAAGAUUGAGAAAUGCCCCAUGCAGGCCCAUGGACAGAGCACCCUCUUUGGAGGGUCCAAGGCCUGUAACUGUGGAUUUCACACCGUUAAGCAGCCUGCCACUCCUGCUGAAGCCCCACAGUCUGUGGCCUCAGACUCGGACCCUGGUGCGACUUCAGCAAGUGCUGCAGCGUCUGCCGCCACCCCGAGGUCUUUCCUGCGGCCCCCGCUGAGUUUGUCAAUGGAGGACCCCCAGCCCUUCUCCUCCUUCUCCAUCCUCUGUGAGGACCCCGAGCUCUUCUCCUCUUCCUUCUCCAUCCUCUGUGAGGACCCCGAGCUCUUCUCCUCUUCUUGCACCAUCCUCUGUGAGGACACCGAGCUCUUCUCCUCUUCCUCCUUCUCCUCUUCCUUCUCCAUCCUCUGUGAGAACCCCAAGCCCUUCUGUAAGCAUCAGCCUUGCAGUAGCCCCUGUGAGUACAGCAUCUAUUCGUAG